Rhizophagus irregularis DAOM 181602=DAOM 197198 is the source of this 1400-nucleotide messenger RNA. RefSeq lists its product as uncharacterized. The record is from RefSeq and is a predicted model, not a curated record. Gene Ontology annotation, molecular function: protein binding. Lineage: Eukaryota; Fungi; Glomeromycota; Glomeromycetes; Glomerales; Glomeraceae.
UUUUUUUCGAAAUGAGACUUUUUAAUAAAUUAAUUCGAAUAUUAGGAAUUAUUUUAUAUUUGAUUAGUUAUCACAUUAAUGUUAUAAAUUGUCAACAAUAUGUACCUAUGAAAAGAUCUUUUCAUACGGCGACUCUGGUUGGAAAUAAAAUUUAUUUUCUUGGUGGUUUUACAGAUUUUGCAAAUUAUACAAACGAUUUUUUUACUCUUGAUGUUUCAAAAUCGUUUAAUCAAAGUGAAGGAAUUCCAUAUGAAGAUUUAAAUUAUUUAAGUACUGGUGUACCAGAACAUAAUAGAGCAACAACUUCAGUUGGUGGGGAAUCAAAGGAUACAAUAUUUUUGUUUGAUGGACAUAUGGGAAAUUAUACUGAUUAUGCUAGUGAAGUAGUGCAAUCAUUUAGCACUUCAGAAAAAAUAUGGCAAACUGUGACAACUAAUGUUGGUAAAGAACCUAUGAGAAGGACGUCAAGUAAUGCUGCUACAGAUAGUAAUGGCAAAGCAUACCUUUUUGGUGGGGCAAAGGAGCUUAGACCUAUUCAAUAUUAUAACGUAAUGAAUACUUUUGAUACAAUUAACAAAAUUUGGUUUAGUAUUAACUUUGAUGGUAUUGCAUCAGCUCCAACUCCAAGAGAUGGUUAUACUGCUACUUUCAUACCUGAAACAAGUUCUAUUAUUUAUAUUGGAGGUUUUGGCAAAAGUAGUGACCCUUUCACCACAGCAGGGUUAAUAAAUAUAGGCAAUUUAGAUAUUUAUGAUACAAUAAAUAAUAAUUGGAGACAACAGUCAACAAGUGAUCCACCGAGUAGUAGAGUAUUUCACACAGCUGUAUUAACAAAGGAUAGAAGAAUAAUUUUAUUUGGCGGCGCUGAUUAUACUACAAAACAUCCAGCAGAUUCUUAUUAUGAAGUAUUAAAUGUAAAUACAUACGAAUGGUACCAUAGUAAUAAGGAUACAUAUCUUGGAGCUCCUUAUAAAGGCCAUACAGCAACUUUAGUUGACGAUUAUAUGUUUAUUUCUUUUGGUUUCGCUUAUACAAAACACGGUACUGCUCGUAGUGAUGAAAUCUUGAUUUAUAAAAUUGGUGAAAAUGCAGAUUUUGAUCUGGUAGAAAGUUUCGAACGACCUAUUAUAGACAAUCAUUCUCAUUCAUCAGAUACAAAAAUUACAACGAUACAGAUAAUAGCUAUUUCUUUUGGUACAAUAGGAUUUGUUGCGUUCAUGGUAGCUUUAUUUAUAGUUUUUAGAAAAUAUCCAAAAAAGAAAAGUGACAUUUUAUUCAUCGAAUAAUUAUUUGUAUAAAAAUAACGUGACUAUUUAUUUAUUUAUUUAAAAAAUUACCCCCACGAAAUUUAACAAUUUCUUUUGUAUAGUUAUAAAAAGUUCAGAUUUUUUUUACAUUAA